Molecule: messenger RNA, 1671 nt
Organism: Ananas comosus (pineapple)
Lineage: Eukaryota; Viridiplantae; Streptophyta; Magnoliopsida; Poales; Bromeliaceae
Product: GDSL esterase/lipase At5g33370-like
Exons: 5
Coding region: 58-1158 (366 amino acids)
Molecular function (GO): hydrolase activity, acting on ester bonds
Source: RefSeq, a predicted model, not a curated record
UAAACCCAUUUCCUUCUUAUUCUGUCUCCUGUUCUCACAUUUCUACAAUCUACAGCCAUGACCUUUUCUAGGAUCUUCUUAUUCACUCUUCUUCCAUGCUUAUUGUUAUCUUUAGGAACACUUCCUGUGUCAAAUGCAACACGCGCCUUCUUCGUCUUUGGCGAUUCUCUUGUAGACAAUGGCAACAACAACUAUCUCGCGACGACGGCUCGGGCCGACGCACCUCCUUACGGCAUAGACUUCCCAUCUCACCACCCUACAGGCCGAUUCUCCAAUGGAUUGAACAUCCCUGACAUUAUUAGCGAGCACCUUGGAGCUGAAUCUCCUUUGCCAUACUUGAGUCCACAUCUCGAAGGGGAAAAACUACUUGUCGGAGCGAACUUUGCAUCAGCAGGGAUUGGGAUUCUCAACGACACCGGAAUCCAAUUUGUUAAUAUAAUAAGGAUCGAGAAGCAAUUGCAGUACUUUGAGCAAUACCAGCAGAGGCUGAGCUCUCUGAUUGGCGAGAAACAGACGCGGCACCUCGUGAACAGCGCGCUCGUUCUGAUAACUCUAGGAGGAAAUGAUUUUGUCAACAAUUACUACUUGGUGCCUUACUCUGCGAGAUCAAGAGAGUUCUCCUUGCCCGACUAUGUCCAGUAUCUCAAUUCUGAAUACCGGAAAAUUCUUUUUAGGCUUUAUGAACUUGGCGCGAGACAAGUCCUGGUCACUGGAACUGGCCCACUGGGGUGCGUGCCGGCCGAGCUAGCACUGAGGAGCCGCGCCGGGCUCUGUGACCCGGAGCUGCAGCAAGCCGCAGACCUAUUCAAUCCCCAGAUGGUUCAGAUGCUGGGAGAGCUUAAUAGUCAGCUCCAGUCGGAUAUCUUCAUCGCCGUUAACGCUUUCCGGAUGCACAUGGACUUCAUAUCCAACCCAGAAGCAUAUGGUUUCGUGACAUCCAAGGUUGCAUGCUGUGGGCAAGGGCCAUACAACGGGAUCGGGCUCUGCACCGUGCUUUCAAGCGUGUGCCCGAACAGAGAUGUGUACGCAUUCUGGGAUGCAUUCCACCCAACAGAGAGAGCUAACCGGAUCAUCGUGAGCCAAUUCAUGGCCGGAUCCACCGAGUACAUGAACCCCAUGAACCUAAGCACAAUCCUCGCCAUGGAUGCGCGAAUCUGAUAUAUUAGAAUUCAGAAUUUCCCUUCUACUCACCCCUCUGAGUGUUAGAUUAGCUUUUACCUUAUUCGAAUUCACUACUCACCCCUCUGAGUGUUAGAUUGAGCUUUUACCUUGUUUGAAGUCACUGUUAAUAAUCCACGGUGUGCUUAAGGUAUAGUUAGCAGAGGUGUUAGCUAUACUCUCCUUGCUUGAUGCAUCUUUUGCUUCAGAAGUUCCAUAUAUAAUAUAUUCCAGGAAAAAGAUGGCACUUAGUAAGGGGGAAACGGGUAUAAAAUAAGCUUUUAUACCCUAUACCUAUACCCAUGUAAGCGCGGGAAAACCCAAAAAGAGACAAAAGGCAAUACCUCAAUAAUGUGCAAAUGCACAUAUCAAACUUGUCAAAUUUUCCUCUAAUAAAAAUCCUCAAUGAAAUGGUCACAAACCGACGAUUAGUAUCUCCAUGCAGUAAGGAGGAACAGUAGCUUUUACGGAGAAGUGAGAAAGCUUCCGAAACAUUACAAGUAAAACUACGAA